AUGGCAGUUUUCCAGCCUAAAACCUUAGCUGGACUCAGGGCGUGUUCUGAGGAUGCACCAUUUACAACCGAAUUCUCUAUCCCCAUCUUUACUUCAGUUUCAGAGAAGAAAUUGGCCAAGCUUCGGGAGGAACGAAGACUGCAAGAUCAAAAUCGCCGCAAUAACAGCCGUACUAAGAGAUGCGAAGAGAAUCAAGAUGCGGCAUGGGUGUCACAAAUGCAAUGGCUGGAGGCCCAACAGCGAGAACGCACCAGACUUCAGCAGGAGUUCGAGCACCGCAAAGCCAUGGAGCGAAAUCGCACUGCUUAUGUCGCCAUAUUUCCUUGUCCACCUCCUGAAGCCCCGCCCAAUCCGCCCGAUUUCUGUUCUAUUCAAGCUGGACUCCAUCUUCGAAACGAGCUUACUGAUCCACCCGGAAUCUCUCCUCGACGUGGAUUCUCCGGCCCAAUUGCCCCCCGCUGUUCUCCACCCGUGGCUCGCUCUCCGCACACCACUUCACACCCUUCAUAUCCUCCGACUCCAAUGCCUGCCUACAACGCUGCUUCCACUGGUCCUCCUCCGAGCCUCAUGCCCGUGGAAAACAGUCUGCACAAUAGACAAAUCCUGGGAUACGGCAAUAAUCCCCUCACAUCUGAUGACAGAGUCUUGGGAUCUCGCAAUCAUGCUCCCGCACCUCGCGGGUCAGCCCCACUGGAGACGAAUCAUAAAUGUGCCGAUCAGCUGCUUCUUCUCACUCUCGAGAGGCUUCGCGAAUAUCGAUACCAGACUGCCGGUCCAAGGAACUCUUCAAACGUCGAAAACAACUCUCGUGAUUACUUCACGCGUUCUUAUGCCGUUCCGCCUCCUCACGCGGUCGAUACGAGCGAGAAUGGCAAUCUAUCCUUCUUCGACAAUAGUCCAGCCCCGAAAUUGCCGGAUAAGCUUCCAGGACCACAGGAAGCUGAGGCUCCUGUCGUGGUAUUUGGCCUCUCGGCAGAAUUGCUAGCUCGCAGACAUCGGAGCUAUGUGGUCUCUCGUGUUCGGAGUUAA
Molecule: messenger RNA, 1029 nt
Organism: Mytilinidion resinicola
Lineage: Eukaryota; Fungi; Ascomycota; Dothideomycetes; Mytilinidiales; Mytilinidiaceae
Exons: 1
Coding region: 1-1029 (342 amino acids)
Source: RefSeq, a predicted model, not a curated record